AUGCCCGCCUACGACUCGCCCCCACCUACCCUUCUUCCGGCAUGGGAGGAUGCUGGAGCACAGCCCCCGCCUCAGGCCGCGCUUGAGUCGCCGACGAUCAUGACGAACCGCGACCGAGCUUGUGACACUUCGGCGCGCCAAGCGUAUCCCCCACAAAGGAUUGAGAAUCUGAUCUCAAACGCCUCAACUUCGAUCAACGACAUGAGGAACGAGAUCCACGCGCUGUUCGAGAAAAAGAAAGAGAGACAGGGCUGGAAUUCUCUGGACGAGAUAAGAAAGCUCACAGAGGAGAGGGAGAAGGCUAACCAGGCGUUGAGGGAACAGAUUACCGAAUUGCAGGAGAGCAUGGCGCUCCUCAAAGCCAAAUAUGCGAUCUACCGUCCCCGAGGACCUGAGGACUAUGCCUGGUUGAGAGAGGAGAAGACACCGCCGCACCCGUUCAAGAGCAUCGUACACGAUGCAGUCGCUACGCGGAAGGGCAGUGACUGCAGCAGCCUGAUGCAGUGGACGCUGGAGGCAGUGAGUUGCGAGGCGAAGCCGCGCGACAAGGAGGUGUGGCGGAAGAUGCAGAACAAGAGGUCCUGA
Molecule: messenger RNA, 585 nt
Organism: Trichosporon asahii var. asahii CBS 2479
Lineage: Eukaryota; Fungi; Basidiomycota; Tremellomycetes; Trichosporonales; Trichosporonaceae
Exons: 2
Coding region: 1-585 (194 amino acids)
Source: RefSeq, a predicted model, not a curated record